AAGAAAAAGGAGGGAGAAGAGGAGAAUAGAGAGACACCAGGACCAAACACACAGUUCUUUCUCCCUUCUUUCUCCCAGUGACUCCGGGGUGAGAUCAACAGAUAGGAUGCUGUCCUUCAGCUACCUGUCAACGCUCUUCAUCCUAGUGUGCCUCCACCCCCCUCAGUUGUCUGCACAGGAGGUCCUUGUACGUCUUGCAGGCGUAGGUCGGCGCGGUGCCAAUGAGGGACGUGUGGAGGUGUUCUAUGAUGGGUCGUGGGGCACUGUGUGUGAUGACGAGGUGGAUAUUAACCUUGCUAAUGUGUUGUGCCGCCAACUGGGUUAUCAAAGCAGCUAUACCUGGGCGCACAGUGCCAAGUUUGGCCGGGGACAAGGUUUUAUUUGGUUAGACAAUGUGCGCUGUAAGGGCACAGAGCUCUCAAUUGCAGAGUGUCGCUCCAAUGGCUGGGGAGUCAAUGACUGCACCCAUGCUGAGGAUCUAGGGAUCAUUUGCAGCCCAGAGAGGAGACCUGGCUUCCCCCCUGUUACUUUAGAGGAAGAACAGCAUUCAUCCUCAAGACAACAACCAAACCAGCAGAGACAAGGGAAUCCACCACGACAGUCUGUCUCCCCUCCAGCUCCACCUGCACCACCAGCCCACACCAGCUCCCACUCUAGGAGAGGCCACGAAAUUGCCCUUCAUCGCAACCCAACCUCCUCCCGUCGCAGCAGCCUCUCCCCACAGGAAAACGGCCAUGAGAUCCAAAUCUUGCGAAGGAAUCGAGACGGUUCGAGAGCAAGCCAGCAGGCCAGCCCAGCUUUGCCACGAGGACACCAGCUGCCUUCACGUCUGGCAAACGGUGCAGCUUUUAGGCCGAGACAGGAGACAGAGAGGACCAGUCCACAGGCAGUGAGACGCGAGGCAGAGGGGCAGGUGGAAAGACUCUCCCAACUCCAGUCUGAGAGGAGCAACAGGCAACAGCAGCUCAGCGGGAACCAUGUUGAACCAGACCCAGUUUACCCAGACAUGGGACUGGAGACUGAUGAACACACACAGGGAUCUGAGAGGAUUCACUUAGAGGAGGCUCGUCUUCGGCCCGUAUUGUCCAGCAACAAUGGGGGUCUGGUGACAGAGGGAGUGCUGGAAGUGAAGUAUGCUGGGAAAUGGCGUCACGUGUGCAACCAGGGAUGGGACCUGAGAAGCAGCCGUGUUGUUUGUGGCAUGUUAGGAUUUCCUAGAGCAGAAGCGUUUGACCAGAAUGCCUACAGGAAACUGUGGGACUCUAAACUAGCUGAUCCUUCCUCAAGCCUGAAGACACAGAUCAGUAAGAAGGGUUACUGGGUGGAGAAGGUGCUGUGUCAGGGAGUGGAGGCAUCCUUAACGCAAUGUCAGGCCCAGCUGUCCCUCCCCAGGGGUGAUGUUCCAUGCCGGGGGGGCAUGCAUGCAGUGGUCCGUUGUGUUCCCGGAUUCCAGUUCACACAUCAUGGCAGAGCGCCUGCCCCACCUGCUGUGCCGCCUGUCGUGCGUUUGAAGGCAGGCCCCCGUCUCGGAGAGGGUCGCGUCGAAGUCCUGAAAGAGGGCAAGUGGGGUACCGUGUGUGACCACCUGUGGGACAUGACUGCAGCCAGCGUUGUCUGCAGAGAGCUGGGUUUUGGAACAGCUAAAGAGGCUCUCACCAGGGCUCAGCUGGGACAAGGCACUGGUCCCAUCCACAUGAACAGCGUCCAGUGCACAGGCAAGGAGAAGUCAAUUACAGACUGUAUCUACAGUCCGGUGCCACUUUACACCUGCAAACACAGUCAAGAUGUGGCCGUUCGUUGCAAUGUGCCCAGCACUGGCAUGCAGACCACUGUGCGUCUGACAGGAGGAAGAGACCGUGGAGAGGGCCGCGUGGAAGUGCUGAUGGAGGUCGGAGGUGUCAAACGUUGGGGAUCGGUCUGCAGCGAGAACUGGGGCCUGACUGAGGCCAUGGUGGUCUGUCGGCAGCUUGGUUUGGGCUUCGCCUCAAGAGCUCACCAGGAAACCUGGUUCUGGCCAGGAUCUUCAAAUGCCAAUGAAGUGGUGCUGAGUGGGACUCACUGCAUCGGCACUGAGAUGUCUAUCCAACAGUGUCGCAGAAAUGCACAUGUCUACUGUCCCAGAGGAGGAGAUGGGCGGGCUGCAGGAGUCACAUGCGUGGAGACUGCUCCUGACCUCGUGGUGGAUGCCCAGCUUGUCCAAGAGACUGCUUACCUGGAGGAUCGACCUCUCCACCUGCUGACAUGUGCUAACGAGGAGAACUGCCUGUCCUCCUCUGCAGCCAGAAUGAACUGGCCGUACGGACACCGCCGCCUGCUGCGCUUCUCUUCACGCAUCAUGAACAUGGGUCGUGCCGAUUUCCGACCUCGGGCCUCCAGGGAAAGCUGGACAUGGCACCAGUGUCACAGACACUACCACAGCAUCGAGGUCUUCACCCACUACGAUCUGCUCACUCUCAAUGGGACAAAGGUGGCUGAAGGUCACAAAGCCAGCUUCUGUUUGGAAGACACCUACUGCCCUGAUGGUAUUCAUAAGCGAUAUGCCUGCUACAACAUGGGACAACAGGGUAUCACGGUGGGCUGCUGGGACACUUACCGCCAUGACAUUGACUGCCAGUGGAUCGACAUCACAGACAUACGACCCGGUGAAUACAUCUUUCAGGUGGAGGUCAACCCUACCUUAGACAUGGCCGAGUCAGAUUUCCAGAACAAUGUGAUGCGUUGUCGUUGCAAAUACGACGGAGCGCGGGUUUACCUCUUCAGCUGCCAUGCAGGUGAUGCUUACAGCGCUGAGGCGGAGGACUUAUUUGACCACCAACGUCAGAUUUCCAACAACUUCCUGUGAAUUAAGGAGCGCCUAGAUUUAAGAGCAGAACAACUGUACAACUCUUCACCACACCUCAAAAUGUCAGCGGAAGGCAGGGUGAAUGACAAUGGCAUGCCAAUAAACAGAGAGACGAUGGUCAGAACGGAUUAGAUGGGAAAGUUUGGGAGGGACUUUAUGCAACAUAAUGUGUUUGUAGGAUCCUUUGACUGAUUACCAGUCAGCAUUUUCUGCAACUGUUAGAAGAAAAAAGGAGGAAAUUUUGAAAAAGACCAAAAAGUAAACCAAAGUCACAAACAUUCUGUCACCACGAUGUAUGAUAAACAUUAGAGUAGUUCCCAUUUCAUAAAAUUAGUCUCAUAUUGUUAGUUUUUUUUAGUGAUUGAAUGACUUUGAGACAUAACCGCAGUUAACAUGGCAAUGAAGGCACAUGAGAAGAAUAGUUACAGAUCACCAGACUGUCCAUGUAACACCAACACAGCUCACGAUCAUGUACAAAACUGCUUUUCCUGUCCAGUAUUUACUGUCACAACUGUGUGUUUUUACUGUCAUAACUGUGUGUUGUUUGGUUUAAAAUUAGAUUUUUUUAUCUCAUGGUGCUAUUUUGCCUUAUUUUGAAUAAAUAUUGUAAUGUAUUGCAAAUGUAUUGUCAUGUACAGUUUUAUAUUACCUCUUUGGAAUAUUGUUCUUCAGGUCUCUAAUUUAUACAGAAUUUUAAUGUACUUUGAAGAUGAAACUUGUUUGUAUUGUUCAUUUUUUAUUAUGAUAACUACUUCUAUUUUGUUUGUGCUUGGCCUGGUGACAACAGAUGGGACCUGGUUGUACUUGCGGCAUUGCGCUUAACAGUACUUGGUAAUGGUAAUGAAAGAAUAAAUGUCAGACUGAC
This is a messenger RNA of Melanotaenia boesemani (Boeseman's rainbowfish), 3707 nucleotides long. Its product is annotated as lysyl oxidase homolog 4. The transcript has 15 exons. The record is from RefSeq and is a predicted model, not a curated record. Bases 107 to 2842 code for a protein of 911 amino acids. Gene Ontology annotation, biological process: peptidyl-lysine oxidation. Gene Ontology annotation, cellular component: membrane. Gene Ontology annotation, molecular function: copper ion binding; protein-lysine 6-oxidase activity. NCBI's taxonomy places the organism in Eukaryota, Metazoa, Chordata, Actinopteri, Atheriniformes, Melanotaeniidae.